Molecule: messenger RNA, 2727 nt
Organism: Homalodisca vitripennis (glassy-winged sharpshooter)
Lineage: Eukaryota; Metazoa; Arthropoda; Insecta; Hemiptera; Cicadellidae
Gene: hay
Product: general transcription and DNA repair factor IIH helicase subunit XPB
Exons: 16
Coding region: 303-2684 (793 amino acids)
Biological process (GO): transcription initiation at RNA polymerase II promoter; nucleotide-excision repair
Cellular component (GO): transcription preinitiation complex; nucleotide-excision repair factor 3 complex; transcription factor TFIIH holo complex
Molecular function (GO): ATP binding; DNA binding; hydrolase activity
Source: RefSeq, a predicted model, not a curated record
CCAAUGAUUAGUCUAUCUCUAAGGCGAUUCCGUUUAGGAGCGGCGUAACGACAACGAUGUCGUAGUCUUAAUGUUCCGUAUUUGUACGUCAUAAAGAUUGUUGAAUGAGUGAUAGUGAAUUUCAUCUUAAACUGUUUGCUUUCAAUUAAAGUAAAUCUUUUCCGAAGGAUUUAGAACUAAGUUUGAUGGUGAUGAACCAAUAUUGGAGACUAGGCUACUAACCUCAAAGUAAACUGAGAAAAACAGAAGAUUUGUUCAAGAUAUAGGAAAUUCGUUUAAACUUUUUGUAGAUUGUUCAUUAAAUGGCAGGGCCAAAAAGAAACAAAAAAGACACAGAUCGUAAAUGGAAAAAAAGGAAGAAGGAUGAAGAGGAGGAUUCAAACAAUAUAGAUGAUCCUGGUGAAGGAAACGAUGAAGAUGGAGUGCCUGGAGCUGCAAAGAAGAACGCAGAGGCAGCUGAUCAGGGAGUUAAGGAGGAUGAGUUUGGAGCCAAAGACUACAGGGGUCAAAUGUCCUUAAAGUCCGAUCAUGCUUCCCGGCCGCUGUGGGUUGCUCCAAAUGGACACAUAUUUCUCGAGUCGUUCUCACCUGUGUACAAGCAUGCUCAUGACUUCCUCAUCGCCAUAUCUGAACCUGUUUGCCGUCCUGAACACAUCCACGAAUACAAGCUGACUGCCUACUCUCUAUAUGCAGCUGUCAGUGUGGGGCUAGAGACUCAUGACAUCGUUGAGUACAUCAAGCGGCUGAGUAAGACCACUGUACCGGACGGCAUCGUUGAGUUCAUCAAAUUGUGUACUCUUUCUUACGGCAAGGUGAAACUAGUCCUGAAGCACAACAAGUAUUUUGUGGAAUCUCCAUUCCCAGAGGUACUCCAGAAGCUCCUCAAGGAUCCUGUGAUACAGGAGUGUCGUCUGCGGCGGGCCGUGGAUAAGGAGAAGGAAACAACACUCAUUCCUCAAGUUCUGGAGAACAAGGGGUUACCUCUGUUCCGAAGUAGCCAGCCAGUACAGACAGAACUUCCGCCCCCAACGGAUGAUGAGAUCAAAGAGGUGGUCCCUGAAGAUAUAACUGAUUUCUACGACAAGAUGGACAAGGCGGAUGAAGACGAUGAUGAAGAAGCUAACCUGAAGACAGUGUCUUUUGAAGUCAAUCAGGAAAAAAUAGAAGUCAUACAGAAGCGAUGCAUAGAGUUGGAACAUCCACUACUAGCGGAGUAUGACUUUCGCAAUGACACUGUCAAUCCUGACAUUAAUAUUGACCUGAAACCAUCAGCUGUGCUGAGGCCGUACCAGGAAAAAAGUCUCAGGAAAAUGUUUGGCAACGGUCGAGCUCGUUCUGGUGUCAUUGUUCUGCCCUGCGGAGCGGGUAAAAGUCUGGUGGGUGUGACGGCAUGUUGUACCGUGCGCAAACGCGCUCUAGUCCUGUGUAACUCCGGUGUCUCAGUGGAACAAUGGAAACAACAAUUCAAAAUGUGGUCCACAGCGGACGACAGCAUGAUCUGCCGGUUCACGUCAGAGGCCAAGGACAAGCCGAUGGGCUGUGGGAUCCUGGUAACUACUUAUUCCAUGAUUACCCAUACACAGAAAAGAUCGUGGGAAGCGGAUCAGACCAUGAAGUGGCUGCAGGAGCAGGAGUGGGGCAUCAUGGUGCUUGAUGAGGUACAUACGAUCCCAGCCAAGAUGUUCCGUCGUGUUCUCACCAUCGUGCAGUCUCAUUGCAAGCUUGGUCUCACUGCCACGCUGCUGCGAGAGGACGACAAGAUCGCAGAUCUCAACUUCCUCAUUGGUCCCAAGCUGUAUGAGGCCAACUGGUUGGAGUUGCAGAAGAAAGGGUUUAUUGCACGUGUCCAGUGUGCGGAGGUCUGGUGUCCCAUGACGCCUGAAUUUUACCGGGAAUAUCUUCUCUGUCGGACCAGUAAAAAAUUGCUCCUAUAUGUGAUGAAUCCCAACAAGUUCCGAGCAUGUCAGUUCCUGAUUCGCUACCACGAAAGACGAGGAGACAAAACAAUUGUGUUUUCUGACAACGUGUUUGCUCUCAAACACUAUGCCAUCAAGAUGAAUAAGCCCUACAUCUAUGGCCCGACCUCACAGAGUGAGAGAAUUCAGAUUCUGCAAAACUUCAAGUUUAACCCAAAAGUGAACACGAUUUUUGUGAGUAAAGUGGCUGACACUUCGUUUGAUCUGCCAGAGGCUAACGUGUUGAUCCAGAUUUCCUCGCAUGGCGGCUCUCGAAGACAAGAGGCCCAACGACUCGGUCGAAUUCUUCGAGCUAAAAAAGGUGCGAUUGCGGAGGAAUACAAUGCCUUUUUCUACACUCUGGUGUCACAGGACACCAUGGAAAUGGGAUAUUCACGCAAGAGACAGCGGUUUCUAGUCAACCAAGGCUACAGCUACAAGGUCAUUACCAAGCUUGCUGGCAUGGACGAGGAGCCAGACAUGAUGUACAAGACGAGAGAUGAGCAGGCUCAACUGCUGCAACAAGUCUUGGCUGCCAGUGAGACAGAUGCAGAUGAGGAGAGGAUCCCAGGUGAGGGAGGCGGAGCUCGUGCUGGACCAUCCGGUGCAAACCGACGCCAAGGCAGUCUAUCAUCUAUGUCCGGUGCUGACGAUGCAGUGUACAUGGAAUACCGGCGCCAAUACCUUGCCAACAUCAAGCAUCCCUUGUUUAAGAAGUUCCGAGGCUAAUGUAUAUUUUUGUGUACCAAUAAAUCGUAUUUAUAUUUGUUAA